Messenger RNA from Cooperia oncophora, 402 nucleotides. The record is from the annotation of a GenBank genome assembly. NCBI's taxonomy places the organism in Eukaryota, Metazoa, Nematoda, Chromadorea, Rhabditida, Trichostrongylidae.
AUGACCAGUCCUCCCACUAUAGGAGCUGACGACAACAAAACGAAAAGUGGCGGCUUCAAUUUCGGCUAUCAGCUGCUCAUCACAAAUCCAGCUCAGGCAGCGUUCGUACAGUUUGUGAAUGACUCCUAUGCGGAGUUGCAUGGUGUACGUCAGGACAAGGAAAAUCUCGAGUUCAUUUGGGGCGUGAUCGUGUCAACAUUCUUUUGGGGAGCCACCGUUGCUGCAUUACUGAUCCAGAUAACAGCCGAUUAUUUUGGUCGUAAGAAUGGCAUCAUUGUCACCUUUGUGGCACAGAUUAUCGCCGUCCUCGUAGAUAAUUAUAUCAUGUAUUCGGUAGCUCCGGAUCGCGCUCGGUGCUGCAAUCAGUGUCUCGAUAGGAAUUGCACCGAUGUACAUUAUUGA